Molecule: messenger RNA, 1290 nt
Organism: Punctularia strigosozonata HHB-11173 SS5
Lineage: Eukaryota; Fungi; Basidiomycota; Agaricomycetes; Corticiales; Punctulariaceae
Product: FAD/NAD(P)-binding domain-containing protein
Exons: 8
Biological process (GO): secondary metabolite biosynthetic process
Molecular function (GO): FAD binding
Source: RefSeq, a predicted model, not a curated record
UUCACGCUCAACGUUUGCUAUAGCGGGGGCGGAAUAGGUGGUCUCACGUUUGCGCUCGCUCUGGCUCGAUCGAAUGCGGAUGUUGAGCUGGACAUAUACGAAGGCGCGAGCCAACUCACCGCGACGGGCGCGGGAAUCAUUAUGUGGCGUCGAGUGUGGCAAGUGAUCGAGGCACUUGGCCUAUCGGACGAGCUGGGCAGCUUGCAGGCUCGUAAACCUAGCAGCGAUCCCCAAACCUCUUAUCGCCUCAGAAGAUGUGACCUGGAUGUCGGCGUCAAUUUUCAUGACUUAGUUACGCCAGGUGGACUCAUCCUGGUUCAUCGGGGCGACUUCCAGCACAUCCUCCUGCGGCAUCUGCCAGAGAAAUAUCGUAUACACGUUGGAAAACGUUUGCUCGGGUACACUGAGAGCGUCGAGGAAGUCGAACUACAAUUCGAAGACGGGUCGACGACAACAUGCGAUCUUCUCGUGGGCGCCGACGGGGUGAAAUCGGCUACACGAGCAUCCCUGACAGCAUCCGGGGGUCCUGUGUGGAGUGGCUGGUGCGCGUAUCGAGGUUUGAUCCCUGCCGACGUCUGCAAUGCAACUUUGUCGGACCAUCCCGCCCUGAACGGACCCAUGCUGUAUUGUGCCAAGAACAAGCACGUCAUCGCAUACCCAUUGCGAAACGCAUCGCAGACUCUUACUGCCCUUAACGUCGUGGGGCUCAUAUCUGAACCGGUCGAUAAAGACGCUGCCUACAGCGGACCAUGGGUGGCCGAGGUCGACAAGGAUCACAUGGAGAAGAACUUCGGCGAUCUGGAAGACGAGGUGCAGAGACUGUUCAAGUGCUUCGAUCGUCCAAUACGAUGGGCCAUUCAUGUGACCAAGCCACUUGACUCGUACAUCUCGGAUACCGGCCGAGUGGCCCUGAUAGGUGACGCGGCACACGCAAUGACACCAUUCCAAGGUUCGGGCGCUGGGCAAGCAAUAGAGGACGCCUACCUCCUCGCUCAGGUUCUGGUGCGAUCAGGAUUAAACGGCGCGGAUCUGAAGGCGGUCUUGAAGGCGUACGAUUCCCUGCGUCGGCCCGCAUCUCAAGAAGUAGUGCGAAGAUCUGAGCUGAACGGGUUGCUGUACGAGUUGAGAGCUCCCGGUUGGGUUGACAUUGCAGCGAGCGACACUGAACGAAUGCGAGAGCUCGGCGCUACCAUUGAACGCAACUGGGAGUGGGCUUGGACAACAAAGUUGGACGACGACAUCGACGCGGCGAUGGACUACGUAUUUGGCAGCAUUUCGCGUCAAAGCUAG